This is a messenger RNA of Otolemur garnettii (small-eared galago), 3309 nucleotides long. RefSeq names its product CBFA2/RUNX1 translocation partner 2 (gene CBFA2T2). Gene Ontology annotation, biological process: DNA-templated transcription; negative regulation of DNA-templated transcription. The transcript is spliced from 11 exons. The record is from RefSeq and is a predicted model, not a curated record. Gene Ontology annotation, molecular function: transcription corepressor activity. Lineage: Eukaryota; Metazoa; Chordata; Mammalia; Primates; Galagidae. Bases 129 to 1916 code for a protein of 595 amino acids. Gene Ontology annotation, cellular component: nucleus.
CGACGGCGGCAGAGACAACCGCGGCGGUAGUGUUGGCGAAUUCCGCUGCUGCAGGUCCCGCGGCGGCGCCUGUGAGGGACCCGGGCCACUGCCCGAGGCGGACAGCACGCGGCGGGCGGCGCUCGGCGAUGGUGGGCGUCUCUGGAGCGGCCGCCUUCCAGCUUGGUCCUGAGAAAAGGGUGCCAGCAAUGCCUGGGUCACCUGUGGAAGUGAAGAUACAGUCCAGAUCCUCACCUCCCACCAUGCCACCCCUCCCACCAAUAAAUCCUGGAGGACCGAGGCCAGUGUCUUUUACCCCUACAGCAUUAAGCAAUGGAAUCAACCAUUCUCCUCCUACCCUGAAUGGUGCCCCAUCACCACCACAGAGAUUCAGCAAUGGUCCUGCCUCUUCCACAUCAUCUGCACUAACAAACCAGCAGUUGCCAGCCACUUGUGGAGCUCGGCAGCUCAGCAAGUUGAAACGCUUUCUCACUACUCUGCAACAGUUUGGCAAUGACAUCUCACCUGAGAUUGGGGAGAAGGUGCGGACUCUUGUUCUAGCAUUGGUGAACUCAACAGUGACAAUUGAAGAAUUCCAUUGUAAGCUCCAAGAGGCCACAAACUUUCCUCUGCGUCCUUUUGUGAUUCCAUUUCUCAAGGCUAAUCUGCCCCUGCUGCAGCGAGAACUGCUACACUGUGCUCGGGCAGCCAAGCAGACCCCGUCCCAGUACCUGGCUCAGCAUGAACACCUUCUUCUCAACACAAGCAUCGCAUCUCCUGCUGACUCUUCUGAGCUGCUCAUGGAGGUACAUGGAAAUGGGAAGAGGCCCAGUCCAGAGAGAAGAGAAGAGAACAGUUUUGAAAGAGAUACAAUUGCUCCUGAGCCUCCUGCCAAGAGAGUGUGUACCAUUAGCCCUGCUCCCCGGCACAGUCCUGCCCUCACUGUACCCCUCAUGAAUCCUAGAGGCCAGUUCCAUCCUACUCCUCCACCUCUUCAGCAUUAUACCUUAGAAGAUAUUGCAACUUCUCACCUGUAUCGGGAGCCCAACAAGAUGGUAGAACAUCGAGAAGUUCGUGAUAGGCACCACAGUCUUAGUCUAAAUGGAAGCUAUCAAGAUGAGUUGGUAGACCACCGUUUGACAGAAAGGGAGUGGGCUGAUGAAUGGAAACAUCUUGACCAUGCCCUGAAUUGCAUUAUGGAAAUGGUAGAGAAAACACGACGCUCCAUGGCAGUUCUGCGGCGUUGUCAGGAAUCUGAUCGCGAAGAACUCAACUACUGGAAAAGACGAUGUAAUGAAACCACAGAGAUGAGAAAAACGGGGACGGAGUUGGUCUCUAGACAGCACAGCCCUGGGACUGCAGAUUCUCUCAGCAAUGAUUCUCAGAGGGAAUUCAGCAGUAGGCCAGGUACAGGAUACGUACCUGUGGAGUUUUGGAAAAAAACGGAAGAAGCUGUGAAUAAGGUGAAAAUUCAGGCCAUGUCAGAAGUCCAGAAGGCCGUCGCUGAGGCAGAACAGAAAGCCUUUGAAGUGAUUGCAACUGAGCGAGCUCGAAUGGAGCAAACCAUAGCAGAUGUCAAGCGGCAGGCUGCAGAGGAUGCCUUCCUGGUCAUAAACGAGCAAGAAGAGUCCACGGAGAACUGCUGGAAUUGUGGCCGCAAAGCUAGUGAGACAUGCAGUGGCUGCAAUAUUGCACGAUACUGUGGCUCUUUCUGCCAGCACAAGGACUGGGAGCGGCACCACCGUCUGUGUGGCCAGAACCUGCAUGGCCAGAGUCCCCACAGCCAGAGCCGGCCACUGCUUCCUGGAGGGAGGGGCUCCUCAUCCAGGUCUGCUGACUGCAGUGUGCCCAGCCCAGCACUGGACAAGACCUCUGCAACCACCUCGCGUUCCUCAACACCUGCUUCUGUGACAGCCAUUGACACCAAUGGCCUCUGAGCCCAGGCUCCACUUAUCCUGGUGACCACUCAGCAUGACAGAACAUUUGCAUUAGGGGUGGGGGAGGCAGGAACUAGUGCAAGUAGCUGUUGGUCAUCAACAAGGAAUGCAAUGGAGGCAGAAAGAGUCCAUGGCCUCUCUGGACACUUGCUGUCUAGGUCCUUUUGGAACAAGAGUGCCAGUCUCUCUGCACACAGACAGCUGGCCUGAACUGUCUCCAUAUCUUUCCUGGUUUGUUCCUCUCCCAGCUGAAGCUGGCUUAGCCAGCCCCUUUUCCGUGUAGACCACCAGCUCCCUCCCUGCCUCCUUGAGUCAGCAGAAUGUUGAGUGUGCCAACCCAGGCUAGAGGUAGCUCAUGCUAUCUCCCACUCCAUCUCUGGUCUUCAUGUUGCAGAGGCCUGGAAGCUGGCAGCAGGCUAGAGAGGAGUCCUCCUUGGACGGGGGGUAGCCCCUCUUUAUCCCUAAAAAGCUUCUUAAGCCCCAUUUCUACACUCUGCAGGUGACACUGAUUGGCCUUACAGGGACUUAGGUAGUCAAAAAGUGGACCUCAGGACUCUAUCCUCAACCCUGCUAUUCAGACUUGUUAAAAUAAUCAAUAGGAAGGAAGUCACCAUUUCAGUAAAAGCCCUCAUAACAAGAAAAAAUAAAGAAAAAUUUCACCAAGCGUUACAGAUCACUUGGGACAAGAUUUUCCAAUAUGGCUGGCUACUUCAGUGUGGGACCCAUUUUUUUCUGUCUCAUUUGAUUUUGCUUGUGCAGAAAACUGUUUCCAACGCAUGGGUUGGUCUGAGGGAGAAUGAGAAUUCAUUGUGGAUAGUCUGUUCUCUCUGAGCACGUUGGCCAAACUAGAAUUGCCAGGUUAUCAAGUAGAUCAUCUCUUGGAAAUUCACAGCCUCCUGCCACUGCCUGUUGCACAGUCAUCUUACUCUGUGUCCUUUUAUCUCUCAGACUGCACGUCUGGAGCACCCUGGGCACCUUUUGCCACGGCUUCUAUUUGGCACUUGUGAAGCUGCAGUUGUCCCACUGGAUAUGCUAUGGUGUGUGGAUAGGAUUCUCCCCACCUGUCAAGUCCUGGUCUCACCUGAGCAGCUCUCCUGGACGUGAAAAAAUUCUACAAACCUCAUAAUUCCAUGUCAUUAUAGCUACUUUGUUGAUUUAUUAUUAGACAUGCAAUCUCCAUUUUCUUUCUGUGUGUUAUCUGAUAGCUUCUCUUUUUCAAUCCAGAAAGGUUUUGUCAAAUGUAGGAACCAUGUUGGGAAAGCCUGAUCUAUUUUUCUUCCCAUCUUUGGGGAGUUUCCAGCUACUUACCUGGCUCACCAAACAUGACAUCAUCUAUACUCCUUUCAAAAUGUUAGAAACUGGGGCAGUGCCUGUGGCUCAGUGAGUAGGGCAC